Molecule: messenger RNA, 4895 nt
Organism: Mercenaria mercenaria
Lineage: Eukaryota; Metazoa; Mollusca; Bivalvia; Venerida; Veneridae
Exons: 5
Coding region: 495-2501 (668 amino acids)
Molecular function (GO): protein binding
Source: RefSeq, a predicted model, not a curated record
AGUACUUGUUAUUAUAUAACGUGUUGCUUAUAUGACUUUGAUCUAAGGUAAAUUAAAUAAUUUAGAAUAGUCAACGCACUUAUCUUUACUUGUAAUCAGAUUAUUUUUAGAUAAGAUAGCAACGACAGUAUUAUUCACACUCUAAAAUAAAAAUAGUACAACUCUUCAUUAGACAAAACAAGCACAUGACAUUUUGAUUAAAAAUACUUAUGAAAGUAUGACGCGACAUUAUUUUAAGCGUCAUUUGAUAAUACUGUAUUCAGUCGAUAUUCUUCGGUCAAUAAGUAAUGAAUUAACGGUGGUAAACAAAAGAACUUUCGGGAAGUAUACUGAAAUAAGGUGACAGACAAUAAUAUAAAACAUAGGAUACAUUGGUUUUAUUGGAUUUUGUGGUCAGAUAAUUUUAAGGACUCGGGAAGGGAUUGAGAUGGAGGAGAGAGAGGAAGGGUGUAUUAACGUCAUGCCGACUCAAAAAUAGGUCAUGUGUUCAAACGAUGGAGGUAGACGAAAACAAGCACAAUCCAGAAUCCUACUUCAGCUUCCUUGUGCAGCAAGUAGAAAACCAAUCUGAUUUGUGUGAUGUGACAGUAAAAUUAGGAAUAUGGGAAAAGAAAUUUCACAGAUGUGUACUUGCUGCUAGUCCAUUUUUUGAAAUUGUCACUAAUGGACAAUGCGCUGAAACACAGACAGACAUUGCUGAGAUGAAGAUUGACACCACACCUGAUGUACUUGAGAUGGCACUCUUGUACCUGUACGGGAUUAUACCUCCUUUUACCAUAAACAACGUAGGAGGUCUUCUAGAACUGGCAGAAUUUCUGUUGUUAAAGGGUCUUAAAUCCGUUUGCAUUAACUGGCUUAACUCUCUUGACUUUAAUGAAGUCAAUUGUAUGUACGUGAUACAAUUAUCUACUAAGUACAAUUUCGAAGUGACAACUUGUAUCGAAUACAUCGGAAGCCACCUUCCCGAGACGUUUCAAAAUUCAGACGCAGGGAAUCUUUCAAAAGAAUCAGUCGAGUAUCUGCUUGGCGACAGGAAGUUUUCGUACGUAACAAUGGAUGACAAAUUAACGUUUUUGAUGAAAUGGGUCAAUAUGCACCCCAGUGAGUCGAUUGAAAAUGUAACAGGUCUGUUCAAGAGUAUUGAUAUACAGGAAGUAUCAUAUUCUCUCUGGGAAAAUACUACGUGUAUAUUUCCAUUCAAUGAAAUUAUAAAUUUAUACAACAUAGUCCGCUUAGCAGACGCUAAAGAGAGCAGCCAUAGCAUAUUAAUAAUGAGUAGUGACAAAGGAAACUUUUGGUGUUUAGAUAUAGAAGAAGACCGAUGGUAUCAACUGAACUCAAAUAUAUUCGAAAGUCAUCGCUACGACGAAGAUUAUCCUGAAAUAGCUGGAAUAAGAAAUACUAUUCCUGAAAUAUAUUUCACAGAGGAUUUGGAUCUAGGAUACCCGUCUCCUGAAGUGUCUACUGUAAAUAUGGAAACUGAUCAAAUACAUACAUACACACUGACGCUAAUAGAUGAGGACAUCCUGAGUGGAAAUAUUGUGGAGGAAGAGCUUACAAACGUAAGUUUCACUGAUGAUACAGUGGUUGCUACUGUAAACAAAAAGGUUUUUGUACAUCAAAUCUUUGACAGUCCACAGAGUGCCUCAGAAAUAGACCAGGCUUCUCCUGACCCUUCAUUUCCUGGCACUGACAUUGAAGUAUUUAGUCUUCGUGGUCCUAAUCGUGAGGAAGAAAGCAUUACGAUUGAUUAUGAUACUGAUACUGUUCCAAGUAUCUUAUUCGAAAAUGGAAGAAAUUUGAAGUCAUUAUUGUCAAGAUCAUCAGAAUCUGGCAGCGGAAAUAAUGGUCUGGUCAGUUAUACAGAGGUUUAUCUUGGACACGUAUUAGAAGAUAAUAUUGAAAUGUCUCUACUAAUUGUUUUGGGAAAUGAAACAAUAUCACAAGUAUGUUUAAACAGGCUUCGUGUCAUUCCUUUGCUUACGAAAUCUAGGACACGUGUGAUCAUUUUCGAUCUUGAAAACCUUAAGACGGAAAUGAUCCAACUAGUGCCAGACGAGGACUACAAAAUCGUUCAGACCGACAAAGGAUUUUUUAUUUAUAACGAUAAACGUUGCUACUGUCUUUCAAAACUAGCAGUGCCUUUUUUCUCUAAGAACCAUAAGGUUGAAGAAAUAAAACUCGAAACUGAAGGAUUUUGGUUUGUUCAGUACCAUUAUCUCAGCGGUAUCUGGGUAAGAAUUAUACGCAGAAACAAGGACGAUAAUAUUGAGCUUCAGUAUGUUUCGCAUGAAGAGUUGUCAGUAUGUCAACCUCCACUGUCUCUCGACAUAAAUUGGAAGAAAUUGUCAGUACCAAAAGAAAAAGAAGUAAUAAACAAACUUAGGCUUGGUAGAAAUAUGUUCAUGGUUCCUUUAUCAAAAAGUAAGCUACGAUGUGACAUUGCAUGUCCGCAUUGCAAAUUUCUAAGAUUAGUUGAUUCGUAUGAUGGUGAAUUUUAAUGCUCAAUAUUUGUGCAAUUUAUCUAUUUUACCUUUUAUUACAAUGUACGUCUGUGACGUUGUUUUGUAUAAAAAUGAAGAAAGAAGUAGAACUGUUAUAUUAGGAAGACACUAAUAGAUAAUACGUGCGCACGUAUAACUUUAAGAAACAUCUGCACACGUAGAACUUAUUACGUGCGCACGUAUUAGUUUCAAAAACAUCUGUGUACGUAUUGGUAUAAAAACAUCAGCGUACAUGUAAGUUUUAAACAAUACGUACGUAUUGUUAUAAAAAACAUCUUCACACGUAUAAAGUAAUACGUGCGCACGUAAUAGCUAUUACGUGUGCACGUAUUAGUUUAUACAUGCGAAAAUGUCUUUUUUCAUACUAGUACGUGUGCACGUACUAAUAUGUGUGCUGAUGUUUCUUUUGUACUAGUACGUGUAUGCGUAUUAUUAAUUACAUGCGCACGUAUUAAUUAAAAACAUCUAUGUCACCUCUGUGCCACCGUACAUGCAUGUGUUACGUUUUUGUCUUUCACACUUCUUGCAUCAAUCGGUUAUCAGUUUCCUAAUCAGUUGUCGACUGGAACUUUAAAUAAUGGAUUAGACGGCAGCUUAAGAUAAGGGUAUAUGUAUAUGCCUGAAUCAGUUAACGUCGAACAGACACAUUUAUAGUUCAUAUGGCGACUUUCCAGCACUCAGGUAGAACCACCAACCUUCCGUAAGCCAGCUGGAUGGCUUUCUCACACGAAGAAUUCAACGCCUCGACUGAGACUCGAACCUUCAUCGGUGAGGUGCAAGUAAUUUGUGGUCACUGUUAUUAACCACUCGGUCACGGAGGACCAAUAUUAUACCGAUGAAGUUAGUAAGAUUCUGUGCAGGUGUUUUGCUAAAAUAUAACGUUAAAACGCAGCGAAUUUCUAUUAUCAAUUCGAGAUAUAGAAUAUGCAAUAUUUUCUCAUAAUUAUCUAACAUUUUCAAAAUAUGGUUAAGCCUUUUUAUUAUUUGAAGAUUAGCAAAUAUUAUGUCUUGUUAUAUAUUGCGUCACAUUUAUGUAACGUGUAUUUUGUGAUUUAUCACAAUCGUGUUUUAUUAUCACUUACUAAAAGAAUGUUAAAUAACAGGGAGUUGAGAAUGUUCUUUUUUUCACCAUUCUGCAACAUUUCUGUAUUCAGUAUGAUGAAUGGCAUGCGUUCGUGAAAUCUGACAUUGUUUUAUUUUAGUAACAUUGCAUGCUCAAUGCAUCAGCUUCAAACUCUUUGUAAAACUGUCCGUAAAUAUUGCUGAAGCCCGCCCGCUUAGCUCAGUAGGUAAGAGCGUUGGUUUACGGACCGCGGGGUCGCGAGUUCGAUCCUCGGGCGGGGCGUAUGUUCUCCGUGACUAUUUGAUAAACGACAUUAUGUCUGAAAUCAUUAGUCCUCCACCUCUGAUAAUUCAUGUGGGGAAGUUGGCAGUUACUUGCGGAGAACAGGUUUGUACUGGUACAGAAUCCAGGAACACUGGUUAGGUUAACUGCUCGCCGUUACAUGACUGAAAUACUGUUGAAAAACGGCGUCAAACCCAAAACAAACAAAACAAACAAAAAAUAUUGCUGAGUUAGAAGGCUUUCUAUACAGAAAACAGCAGUCUGCAUAAGAAUAUAAAUUCAAAUUAUAUCAAAUCCACAAUUGAAUUAUACCUAAAUGUUAAUUUUAUAAAAAAAAAUAUGUUAUUGUUCUCUUAGUAGAUAGGUAGGUAGGUAAUAAAUUGAUAUUCUAAUGUUAUCUGUUUUGCAUUGCCGUUGGUAAAAUGAGAAUCAACCCAAGUUUCACAUCGACAAAUGGUCGUUCAUUUAUUGUGCAUGAAUGGUAAAACUUUGGUUUUAAUUUGUUUAUUUUUUCUGUUUGACUUGGGCAGUGCCCUACAGUGUUAUUAUAUGUUACUUGUCUGUUCAUCUAUGUAAGUUAGUUAUGUGUGUGUUUGUGUUUUGUCUUCUGUACAUGAGUACCUACGCUGCUGUGGUUUACGUUGUAGGGUAACUGUGAUUAAGGAACGUAGCAUUCCAUUACCCUUUCAACACCCCCUUUUCUACUCCUACCUCCUCUUUUGCUAUAUUUUGCAUACAAUUGAAAUGUAUUUGUUCGAUUUUUGAAGCAACCCGUCUAUAAUAUAUUCCGUUACGGCUUUUUUUCUGCCUGUAUUUGUGGAGCUUUUUGAAAUCUACCCUUACCUUUUAUCUUUUGGAACUAAGAUUACAUUUUCUUCCAGUACCUAGUCAUAAUAACUAUUUAUAAAACAAGCCGCCUUAAAAGGUUUGCAGAUUUCAUUUUCAAAAUCACGUGUAUAAAACUAUCUAUUAUAUUCUGAACAGCAAAAAAACUAUCCAAAUGUAUAACUGGGAUAUUUGUGAUAAUAAAAGAAAUAAUAAAUUGA